AUGCUGCCCUCUAUCCUGUUUGUGGGACUUACUGCUCUCAUCGGCAUGAGCUGGGGCUCCUACCCUUUCCCUCACUCCCUUCGGCCUCACCUGCACCCCCGCCUAUACCACGGCUGCUAUGGGGACAUCAUGACCAUGGAGACCUCCGGGGUGCGCUGCGACAUCUCCAAUCUGCUCAGCUGUGGGAUCCGUGGUUCUGAAAUGUUUGCCGAUAUGGAUCUGAAUGCCAUAAGGACCUACCAGACUCUGAUCAAAGAAGUGGGGCAGAGGUACUGCGUGGACCCUGCGCUCAUCGCGGCUGUCAUCUCCAGAGAGAGCCACGGGGGUGUCGUGCUGCAGCGUGGCUGGGACCACAGGGGACUGAAGUUUGGCCUGAUGCAGCUUGAUAAAAGUGUUCAUCCUACUGGUGCCUGGGACAGCAAAGAACACCUUUCACAGGGUGUUGGGAUUCUAGCGGAAAACAUUAAGGUGAUCCAGAGAAAAUUCCCCAUGUGGAGCGUGGAUCAGCACCUCAAAGGUGGUCUCUCUGCCUUUAAGUCAGGAACAGAAGCCAUUGCUGCCCCAGAAAAUAUCGACUCUGACUACGUGAAUGAUGUUAUUGCCCGAGCUCGAUUCUAUAAAAGCCAUGGCUUCUAGGUAAAACCACAUUGGAGGUCAUUCAGAUGGUUUCUUGGUGAGAGUUUGAUACCAAUGAGUUGUACACAACACUGGUAAAGAUAAGAUGAAAAUUAUGAAAGAAAAUACAUUUCCAAAUUUUCUUAAUGAAAAUAAGCAUUAGAAAAAGAAAAAGAAAAAGAGGGGCUGGGGCUGUAGCUUAGUGGGAUGCUUGCCUAGCAUUUGCAAGCCCCAGAUGUUUUCCUUAGCACCACAGAAAAAAAGAAGGAAGGAAGGAAGAGAGAAAGACAGACAGAAAGAAAGAAAGAAAGAAAGA
Messenger RNA from Heterocephalus glaber (naked mole-rat), 931 nucleotides. RefSeq names its product lysozyme g2 (gene Lyg2). Gene Ontology annotation, cellular component: extracellular region. Gene Ontology annotation, biological process: defense response to Gram-positive bacterium; peptidoglycan catabolic process. Gene Ontology annotation, molecular function: lysozyme activity. The record is from RefSeq and is a predicted model, not a curated record. Lineage: Eukaryota; Metazoa; Chordata; Mammalia; Rodentia; Bathyergidae.